GGAGCUUCUCAAGAGAUUACACAAAAGUUCAAACACACGAUGGAAGGACAAACUUACGAUCUUGUCAUGUCGGUGGCGGCGGGCGGCGGCGCGUGCGCAGCUUGUAUCCACGAUCGGUGUCAGGGUCGCCGCGCGGUUGUCGACCCGCGCCGCUCUGUCUGCGCCAUACAUGCGCACACGCAACUCGCGCAGUUCAGCACUUCUCUACUGAGUACUGACAAUCUUAAGGAUUAUGCCCUUAAUGUUUUAUUUUACGAUAUAGUACAUAAGGAGUUAUAAUUUAUGUUUUUCUUUGCUAGAAUAGCUAGAAGUAUAAAUAGCUUUUUGAUGACUUCUAUAACCAUAAUUGAUAGAUGCAAAUCGAAUGUGCGCUUACUUCAGUUAACAUUUAUUUAACUCUUGAUAUACACACAAUUACCAGAGACAACAGAUCUUUAAAGGCCAACAACAAAAGCAUGUUUUCUGCUAUAAAUACUUUACAAAAAUAUAAAUUAUAAAGCAUGUCCUGUCCGUGUGUGGGUGAAUAAGUGAUCUCUACACACCGGAAGCGGGGAAAGGUCACCGCACCUUAUGUCGCAAAUAAACAAACAAUUAUCGACUAGGAACUGUUUAUUACACCGAUAUUAUAUGCAUUAUUCAAUAAAUGAUUUUUGCAAAAAAGUAGUUUGUUAUGUCAAAUAUGCAGUCUACGAGAUAAGGCAAGAAGAUCAAAAAUAAAGGUGAUCAUUACACCAUCCGCAAAAAAUUAAUGCUUAUGAAUUUUGAACUCAAUUCUCUUUAAUUCAGAACGAAUGUAGAAAGAUGAAAUAAGACCUUAAGGCAUUGGACGUGCACUGAAUGACAAGGUUUUGACAGAUCUUGACUUGACUGAUCAAGCCUUGACUACUUCACUAUCAUGGGACUUUUCACCAAAUCUUAAAAUUGUUGCAGUUGUAUACCUAAACGAGAUGGCAAGUUACAUGGCUCAUGGCCUUAGAGUGACGUUUCUCUUCCGCUGCAGGUGCCUGCACGCCGAACUAUCUUCUAGAGUAGAUCUAUGUAGUUAGAUCGAGUGCAGGCUUUCACCGCAAUACCUUCUACUGACUACCUCCAAGUACACAGUUAGUAAAUGUAAUUCAUUUCACUACAUACAUGCGCAAUAAAGUGAUUUGUUAAAACAAGCUCGUUGCGUCGCUGAAACCCUAUAAUUUUAUCAAAGCGUGAGUGAAGAUAACUAGAAUUUCAAUUGUUUUUAUUUAUAUUUUUGACGCCUAUUAAUUACCAAUUGUGCAUAAUUUAUUUUCCAAAAAAGAAUUUACAAUCAACGAGCAUCUAUUUAAGAUAUUCCUCGUGGCGAGGUAAACGUGCCUUGUGCCCACGCGCACCAAACAAAACAGCUGUUAUUCAAGUCAAAUAUCGUGUCGGAUUCGGAAGGCCGCAAUAAUUUAGCGACGAAACCUCUAUGGAUCCCAAUUUAUUGGUAUUUUGCAAAUUUUGAUAAUAUCAUCAUUGUUUUCUUACAAAAAUGGCGCUCUGAUGGCGAGUGAGCUUAUCAAUGUAAAAGUUUACAAUUGGAGUUCAUAUUAAUCUUUAUAAGGUAUCCUAAUGUUUAUUACUUUUUUUGUAAGUGUGAAUUAUUGUAAACUUGAGUACCAAGGUGUUUACUAUAAAAGAAAAAUGUUGCCUUGUUGAGAUAUGCAAAAUAUAGCCCAUAUGUUGACAUUAUUCUUUUCUACUUAAGGUACAAAUUAAUUAAGUGUUAUGUACCUUAUUUGUGUAAUAACAUCGGGAAAUAGUAUUUUGAUACAGAGAUAUAAUAAUUUAAAUUUUUAUUGAUUGAUUCAUACAUUAAAUACAUGUGAAACCUGUCUUUUAACCUUUUGUAUCUUAUUAAUUCGUAUAAUUGGGUUGAGUUUCUAUUGUAAUACUAAAACUAUUUAAAAACAUGUUGUUGUUACUUCGCGUUGUCCACGAUCUAUUUACCGACUUAAAUGAAAAUAGGUUAUCAGUUUCACCUGUAUGUUUGUGAUAUUGUUGAAAUAGUUGUUGACUAUGUAAAUCUACAUAGGCAUCAACGUGUGCUUAAAUUCGUAAUGGACUUUGUACCAAAAGUCGUAUCGACAUUUCUUUUUUUGGCGCUCAUUCUAAAUUAGCUUUUCAUCAAAACCGGAUGAGUAGUUAAAGAUAAAUAACAACAUUUAGGGAUAAACUUCGUUAGAAGUUCUUUGAUUUAUCAAUGUAAAUAUUGGCCGACCGAAUAAUCUUUGUCGAAAAUCACUCGAUUUUGGUUAAAUCGAUUAAACAAUACGGAAAGGGUGAUGUGGUGGGUUCUAACAGCUUUAUAAAUAACACAGAUAAUAAAGCUCUUAUAUGUCAAGUAGGAAAUAAUAACACUUCCUAUCGAAAACCGAUCAUUUAUCUUAGGAGCGGAAGCUGGCGACUCGGCGUUAGAUCAGGCGCGCAAUGACGACACCACUCAUGUUUAACAAUCAUAAAUAGCUCUUGUUAUGAUGGACUUUUAAGUAUAAAAAUGACUAUUAAUAAGGUCGUAAUUCUGAUUUUUUAUGCAAGCAUUGUGUCGACUAAAAUCAACGUUUUGUUGAAAGUUUAUUGGUCCUUUAUAUUUAUAUGUACUGCGACAAUAGUGUCAGUAAUUUGUGAAUGAUGUGCAAGACAAUUAUUACAGUUAUGUUAACGCAGCUACGAUAUUUAAAGACAAGACGAUUAAUUAUACAGAAACAUGGUCAUAACUUAAGUCUGUCAACGUUUAAAACCAGUAAUAUCUAAUAGGGUUUUACAGACAACCUACGCUAUUUGUAUUUGCCAUAAACUUGCACGCGAGACACGCGAUUUAAUAUGUAUACUUUUAUAAUUUUAAUGUAUACUUAAAAUACACCUUUUAUUUUAAAAUAUAUAGAAUUUUAUCUUCCUUAUAAACUAAUACCUGCAUAUGAUAUAAAAACAUAUUGUAUUACAACAAUUUUGUAAUUAUUUCCGCUUAAUCGCCAUUGUGCGCUUAGCCUAGUUCUAGGUAGAGACACACGCUAGAGACAUGUCACACAUGUCCGCACUACAGUGACAUUGACGGCUGUACAGACAGACAUAGCCCAUACACUAUUAUUAUCCCAGAUUACCAUAUUAAUAAGAAAUAGCUGUUAGUGGUAUAAUUACACUACGGACGAUCGAUGAUCGGGUCAAAUAAAUAUUGUAUUGGUUUUCCAAAACAUUAAAAAAAAUCUUAAGUUAAUUGAUAACAUAGAACUUUUUCAUGUAGGUUUUGAAGUUCUUCUUCACUGAUGAUAUAUGACAUUUACUAAGCUAGAGCUAUUUAUUUAUUGGUUUUAUGAGGAUUUCAACAGUGAAUCGAAAAGAAUUAUGCAGGAACUUUUACCGAAUAAAUCACAAACACUAGAAAACAAAGCAAGUAGUAGUAAUUCGGAAAACCUCAAGAACCUUAACAAUGGAAAACUUAACAUUUCACACGAAUAUAAACAUAAUAGUAAAAUAAUUACAUAUAAGCAAACAAUUACUUUGGUUAAUAUCCGUUCCCACGGCUAAUUGGACACGGCUCUGCUAAUUGUACGGUGCAACCGUACAUUGCGAUUAUUGCACUCUCAUCAGAAUUGUAAUGUAUUAAUUUCCAGUCAAUUUUAUGUUAUAAUUCAGUUCACUUUCGGAUCGCGUCAUAGCAACACCUAUCAUUUAUCAUCCAUUAGUUAAGAAGUGGACUCAAUAUACGUAUCAAGUGAAUAAUCUAUAGUUUCAUUCAAUAUCAGUCAUUAUCUAUCAAUCAUUAUCUAUCAAUCAGUAAAAGACGUACGGAAUACACUGUACAUCUUUUUGGUCCUUCGAGCCGGAUCUGCAAUCAGUGACUAUUUGGUGAAAAUCAGUGACUAUCAAUAACAUUAUCAGUGACUAUCAGUGACUAUAUUUGACUCUAAACUGUGCAGUGCUACUAGCAAGAAAGGAGCACUAACCAGGGAGUUGCAGUAUAUACAAGUAAGAUCGUUUUAAUUUAUCGCUAAGUAAAAAAAAAAAAAAACUUACUUCAUCAUGGAAGAUAUUCACGCAAACCAGGCUGAAAUUUUCGAGGCUAUGACCAAGCUAUCCGCCAACAUCAAGAAGGAUAGCUUUAGUCGUAAGGUUGGCGAUUAUUUUAAACGGCGUUUAGAAACUUUAGAAUCUUAUUGGGCUGAAUUUCAAUAUAAUCAUGAUCGUCUUUGUACGGAGGAAAGCAGGUCUCACCCGUAUUUUUUGAACAACGAAUAUGAGCGGGCAGCAGAGUUGUACAGGUCUGUUAAAGCGUUAAUCAAUCAGCAGCAAGGAUUGACAAAAGCAGGGCAAUCUGUUGUCUCGGAUCAGGAGGAGAAGCUUCAACAGCGAGAAGGUCAACCAUCAGGUACGUCUUUAACAAGUAUGCGAGAUGAACAAGCAUCAAGACGUUCGUCUCCAGAACGGUCAUCAAGAGGAUCAUCUAGCAAGACGGAUGAUAUGCUCAAAAAGCAAUCUAGCAACAUCAAAGCAUUUCAGCGAACCGUAGCAAGUUUUAAUUUGGACGAAAUUUCCGAGAAAUGGGAAAUGGAAGAUGCUCUGAAGACUCUACAAUCAAGAUGGUCUGUAAUUGAUACUUUGCACUGGGAAUUGGACGGAGAAUUGGAAGAAAUGGAUGAACAGUAUGAACAAGCAUACGCUAAGCAAGAAAAAAUAUAUAACGACUUAAAAAAGGCCAUAAAUAGCAAGUUAUGGUCUGUUGCCCAUAAAGUACGUUCAACCCCAAAAUUGGACAUACCUAUUUUUAACGGAUCUUAUCAGCAAUGGACGUCUUUUAAGGACUUAUUUACAGAAACAAUCCACAAUAACUAUUCUCUGUCAAACGCUCAGAAAAUGCAGCACCUCAAGAGCAAGUUGAGAGGCGAACCUGAAAAACUAAUUCAGCAUCUACCUAUAUCGUCUGACAAUUAUAACGUUAGUUGGGAUAUUCUAAAUCAUCGUUAUAAUAAUCUCAAAUUAAUUUGUAGUUCUCAUUUAGACACGUUAUUAAACAUCACGGCUGUGCAACAUGCUACUAUCAAUCAUAUCAAGCGUCUGCAUGACACCACAGUCGAGAGUUUGAAUGCUAUCAAGAACUUGGGAGUGGACAUUAGUUCCUGGGACCCUUUACUUGUACAUAUUUUGUCUCCAAAAUUAGAUUCUGAGACUUAUGACGACUACGCUGCAUCUAUAAAGGAUCCUAGGGCCUUACCUAAACUACAAGAUUUUUUAUCAUUUUUAGAAGGUAAAUUCACUGCCAUGGAGUCAUCACGCAGGAAGCAAGAAAAUCAUUCAAACAAAUUAAAUAACGCAGGAAACUUCAAGCAAUCAUCGUUUGGGACAAAACAUUCAAGAAAAAAUUUUAAUUUGCAACAAUCAUUUACUGCACAUGGUGAAGUUAUUUCGCAACCGACAAACAACAAAAAUGCCAAUUCGAAGAAAUAUUAUAUGUGCCCUAUUUGCAAGACAAAUGAACACGGCAUUUAUUAUUGUCAACAAUUUCUAGAAAUGUCACCACAAAUUAGACGCAAAACUUUGUCGAAAUUAGAUUUAUGCCAAAACUGCCUUUAUUGUCAUUAUGGUAAUGCUUGCAUUUCAAGUAAACGAUGUCGUGAAUGUAAUGGAAAUCACAACACAUUAAUACAUGCAGCAUUUACGCAAUCAAGCCACACUUCCGUUGCAAGCACAGCAAAAGCGACCGAAAACACGACACACGCUACGAAAACCGAAACGCCGCAGCUAGCGCGUGGAAACUCGCACGUGUCAUUGCAACAAAAUAUGCCAGACGUAGUUUUACCUACUGCAAUGAUCAAGGUCCAAACAGAGGAUGGAUCGUUCCAGAUCUUGCGAGCACUUUUAGACCAAGGCUCACAAACGUCCCUCAUAAGUGAAAACGCAGCUCAGCUUCUGGGCAUACCACGGAAGAAAUGCCCGGGUGUUAUCUGGGGAGUAGGUGAAAAGGAAACCAACUGCAAGGGAGUCAUGAGUAUCAAGUGUGCGUCAAUUAACAACAACUUUGAGUUUGAAGUCGAUGUCUACAUCAUGAAUAAAUUAGUCAAGAACUUGCCGAAUCGUACAUUCCAAAGACCAACAUGGUCGUACUUGGAUAAUAUUACAUUAGCAGAUCCCGAUUUUAACAUCAGUCGUUCAGUUGACUUACUUCUUGGUAGCAGAGUAUACUCAAAAUUAUUAUUGGAAGGAGUUUGUAGAGAGACUGAGGAUUCUGCAUCAGCACAAAACACACGAUUAGGCUGGAUAUUAAGCGGAGAUAUCAUACAGUCGUUUCAAUGUAACAUCAUUUUGCAUAACCUAGACGAAAUUCAACAAUUCUGGGAAAUAGAAGACAUCACUGACCAAACUUCAUUAUCAUCAGGAGAUCAGCAGGCUAUAGAUUAUUACCAGAAAACCACGAUACGUCAAGAGGAUGGUCGAUAUCAAGUAAGAUUGCCUCUAAAGCCUAAUUUUACAGACAUGUUAGGAUCUUCUAAACCAAAAGCUAUAGCGCAGUUCAAAUCGUUAGAGCGGAAGUUUAAGCAACAUCCCAACAUUCAAGAAGAGUAUCAGAAAUUUAUGACUGAAUAUCAAGAAUUAGGUCAUAUGAAACUCGCGAGCAACAGUUUAAAACCUGAUUGUUUCUUAACCCAUCAUAGCGUACUGCGUCCCGACUCAACCACUACCAAAUUUAGGGUUGUGUUCAAUGCGUCUGCUAAAACAUCAACAGGCAACAGCCUAAAUGACGUCAUGGAGGCUGGACCAAAUUUACAGCAAGAUCUCCAGUCCUUGAUUAUCAAAUGGAGACAGUACAAAUUUGCUUACACAGCAGAUAUCGAAAAAAUGUUUCGCCAAAUUUGGGUACAUGAAGACGAUCAGCGUUAUCAGAAGAUUGUUUGGCGAAACUCAUUAUCAGACCCAAAUCAUCAUAACAACCCUAUACAGGAGUAUCAGUUAACUACUGUCACCUACGGCACCAAAGCUGCGCCUUUUCUGUCCUUGAUGACAUUAAAACAGCUAGCACAAGAUGAAAGAGUCAACUAUACAAACAGCUUAGCAACAGAUGUCCUUGAGAACUCGUUUUAUGUCGACGAUCUUUUACAUGGAUCCCACUCACCUGAAUCAGCAAAAUUACUAACAAGAGACUUAAUUAAUCUUCUAAAAUCGGGAGGUUUUAAUCUCAGAAAAUGGAAAUCAAAUGUCCCUGAGUUAUUAAAACACAUACAAACCGAUAACAACACUCAAGAUACUUUUAAUUUUAAGCAAUUAGAACAAACGAAGACACUAGGCCUCAUCUGGGAUCCCAAGGAAGAUACUUUCCGGUUCGAAUUAAAAAUCGAGCUAACAAAAACUCCGGUGACAAAACGAUCUUUAUUAUCAGAUAUCUCGAAAUUAUUUGACCCCUUGGGAUGGCUAUCACCUCUGUCCACAAGGCUAAAAAUAAUUUUUCAAAACGUAUGGUUACGUAAUAUCAAGUGGGAUGAUCCCUUGCCCGAAGAUAUUCGGACCGAGUGGGUAAGCGUCAAAAACAACAUUCAUCGUGUAAAUCAAUUACAAGUGCCGCGCUGGAUAGGCACAAGGGAACGCGACAGUAUAGAAUUACACGGGUUUUGCGAUGCGUCACAGAAGGCGUACGCCUGCGUGAUAUACUGUCGAAUCAAAGGGAAUGAGCAGUCAACACCAGUACUACUAGUUGGAAAAACAAGACUUGUACCGACCAGCAAAUCAGUUUCAUUACCAAGAUUGGAGUUAUCAGGAGCUCUUUUACUUUCAAAACUGAUGUUAAAAGUUCAGCAGUGUCUUUCAAAUUACGACCUGAACAUUUACGGCUGGGUUGACUCUAUGGUUGUGUUAGGGUGGCUAAAUGGUGACCCAACAAGGUGGAAAUCAUUUGUGGCCAAUCGUGUACGCCAGAUAACUACAAUCAUGCCUGUCGAUUGCUGGCGCUACGUUAAAUCAUCAGAAAACCCAGCUGAUUGUGCCAGUAGAGGCUUGAAUGCGGGUCAACUUGAGGCUCACUCUCUGUGGUGGAAGGGUCCUUCAUGGCUGUCUACUUAUGAUGCAGAGAAGGAAUCGAAAUUAUUAACCUUCACAACAGAUGAAGAAAUCAAAAAUAAUAACAAAUUACAAGUAAAUGUAACUCAGCAAAAUAACGACUGCAGCGUAAUAAGUUACCUGGUAUCAAAGUACAGUUCAUUCACACGACUUAUAAACGUUUAUGCAAUGAUUUUACGAUAUUUUAAACGAUUACGACUAAAGCAAAAGGCACAGAGCAGACAUCUGACACUACAAGAAAUAAGACACGCAAAAUCAAAGCUAAUUAAAUACGUACAAGAAACAGACUUUUUAGAGGAAAUACAUAACUUACAGCAAGGCAAACCUAUAUCAAGCAAGAGUAAAUUAUUGAACCUAAAUCCGUUUCUUGAUCAAGACGGCAUUCUUCGAGUCGGCGGAAGGCUCAAACACGCCAACAUCGAUCCUCAAAUGAAACAUCCAAUUAUUCUAUCAAAAAAUAGUCGUUUAACGGAACUUAUCAUCGACCAAUCUCACAUUCUUACGUAUCAUGGUGGACCUCAGCUAACAUCAGCAUUUAUACGCCAAAAAUAUUGGAUUGUCGGCGGAAUCAGGGCCGUCAAAUUCCAGUUGCGACGUUGCGUUAAAUGCCGUCGUCAUAACCCUAGCAAUCAGCAUCAAAUUAUGGGAGACUUACCACCAGAAAGGACGAACCCAUCACGCCCCUUUCAAAAUGUUGGUGUCGACUAUACUGGUCAUGUCUUUAUCAAGGCCAACAAGGGUCGUGGGAUAAAGACAACCAAGGGUUAUGUUGCCGUAUUUAUCUGCAUGGCAACUAAAGCAGUUCACUUGGAGUUAGUUUCGGAUUUGACGGCAUCGUCAUUCAUAGCGGCUCUUCGCAGAAUGAUAGCCCGGAGAGGACUCCCAAGCAAUAUAUAUAGUGAUCAGGGAACUAACUUCAUUGGAGCAAACAAGGUUUUACAGGAAGAGUAUAAAGAAAUUCUAAGCACAUUCGAUCAAGAGUUCCAGACAGAGAUAUUAACAAUGGGAAUUGAAUGGCACUUUAACGCACCUUCAUGGCCUUCUGCAGGCGGGCUAUGGGAGGCAGCCGUUAAAAGCCUUAAAUAUCACUUAAAAAGAGUAGUUGGUGAACAAAAACUGACGUUUGAAGAAUUUAGCACACUACUCUAUCAGUUGGAGGCUUGUAUGAAUUCGAGACCAUUAUGUCCGUUAACCGAAGAUUCAGCUGAUCUGAACUAUCUUACACCUGCUCAUUUUCUAUCAAGUGGACCGAAUUUAACACUUUAUGAAACGGAAACAGAUUUACGAACGAGAUGGAACCUAUCACAAAGAAUCUAUCAAGAUAUAUGGAAGCGCUGGCGUGGUGAAUACCUGACGCAGUUAAACACUAGGAGUAAAUGGAGACGCCCUCAAGAGAACAUCAAAGUUGGUGACUUGGUGUUAAUACAUGACGCCAAUCUACCACCAGGAAAGUGGGCAAUGGGAAGGGUGACACAAGUGCACCCCGGCAGUGAUGGAUAUGUCAGAGUAGUCACACUCAAAACAAAAAACGGAUUUAUGCAACGACCCAUCGUCAAGCUUACCCCAUUGCUAGAGUGCUCAAACGAAGAGGACAAACAAGUGUCUCCUUCAGACCAACAGGAUACCACAACAUCACCACAACUCAACCAAACCCGGAGGGGUAAAAGACUUAGUUACAGUUACACCACUCUAAUGUCUUUACUACUGCUUGUAUUAUCUUUGGUAUGCAACGUGCAAGGUGCAUACAACAUAACACAAUUACAAGGCACUCAAGCAAUUUAUUUCGAUAAAAUUUCAGAGAUGAAUUUGAUCCAAGAUCAAUGGAAAAUAGUAGUCUAUUACGAUAUGCAGCCGUAUUGGCGCGGGUCAAAUAUAUUCAACGUCUAUAUGAAACACCUUGAAAACCUGUGCACACAAACAGAAAGGAGAUCCCAUUGUGACGUUAUCAUGUUGCAGCUACGUCACAGAUUCAUGGAACUGGAGUACUACGACCGUAUGUUGCUCAAUCAGCACUUUGAAGCGCAUACGCGCACGCGACGAGGUCUUAUCAACGGGAUCGGUUACGUUGCAAACAGUCUCUUCGGCGUGCUUGACGAACAUUUUGCCGAACAAUACCAAAGAGACAUUACCUUAGUUAGGCAAAAUCAGAAACAUUUAGCGUCACUAUGGCGAAAUCAAACAUCUAUCAUUGAAGCCGAAAACAAUCUGCUUAAACGAGUGGAAAGUACGAUGGAAAAACAACAUAAAAUAUUUAAUCAGCACUUGAUAAAUUUAGACCAAGCUGUCACCAAAUUAAAAAAUGAGGUGGAGAAAGUAGCAGUCACAGAAGAUUUUAUACUAUCAACAUUAAUCGCGAACAACAUCCUAAGCAGUUUAAAGAACAUUCAAGAUUCUUUGUUGGAUACUAUCACCAACGUUCAACAUUUCAAUGUUCAUCUUAUAACACCGGCUCAACUUCAAGAUGAAUUAAAUAUCAUUUCUAAUCAGCUGCCCAAAGAACUAUCGUUACCUAUCAAUAGCAUUGUAACAGAUCUGUACAAAAUAUAUCAAAUUAUGCAAGUAAGAGCUCGUAUGACACGAGAGUAUUUCAUUUUUGAAAUACAAAUUCCUUUGGAAAACCGAGAGAGUUAUGACAUUUAUCAUAUGAUUCCGAUUCAACAUCAAGUAAAAGAUGGUAUGGUUAACGUAGUUCUAAUAUCAGAGUAUAUAGCUAUCAACAUCAGAAAGGAUACAUACUUACCUAUUUCCGGAUAUGAGCUCCAAAAAUGCAUUCGAUUAAAUGCCAAUACAAACCUUUGUCAGCUGCAGAAACCAAUUUAUCAACGAGAUUCAGACCAAAAUUUUUGCAUCAGAAAUCAAGAAGGAAAUACCUGUACAACUGUCACUACGACAUGCAAAACAACAUGGACAGAGCUUAACGUAAUAAACACAUUCAUAAUCACAUGUUGCGGCCAUUGCACUCUAAGGAUCAUAUGUGGGGAUCAAGUUACUACUGAACAGGUGACCGGAGUAAAUAUAAUCGCGCUAGGAAACAACUGUGUCAUCAAGGGUGAGACCUUUAUAAUUACGUCACAUAAACAACAAACGAUCGACAUGAAAGUUAAGCCCGAUGUUAUUGCCGUAGAAAUCGCUCCCGUCAAUAACAUAAUCAAUUUAUCACUACCCAUCAACGAGUACAAGCAAGAAAGUUACCAAACCUCUUUACAAAAUAUCUCCAAACAAAUAGAGCUGAUGAAAGCAGCCUCAGAACAAGUGAAUGUCGACGAGGGUGUAUCAUAUCAUGAUGUCCACCAUUACGUGGCUAUUUACUUCGUGGGGGCGGCAGGGCUAGCCUUCGCUGCGUUUGCGUACGUACGCUCGCGCCGGCGCCGCACCGUCCAGCUAGCGCUCACACCCGCGCAACCUAGUGUACACUACCGUGCCAGUGCCAGUGAUCUGAGUGCGCGUGGUAUGCCAAAUCAAAGUGAUCAGUGCGCGAGUGAAGUUUUUCGUAGUGAUCAGUGCGCGAGUGUAACAAACAUUUCAAGUGCAUGUGUAACUGACAAAGCUACUUCGCCUAUUAUUAGAAAAUGUAGUUUUAAAACAUCAUCUAACAACUUAGCCAUUUAAGUAUCAUUGCUUUAUCACCUUGUAUCAUCAGAUCAUAUUAACACCACCAUCUCUCAGCAUCAGUCCUCUCGCGCCCGGGAGUAUGUACGGUGCAACCGUACAUUGCGAUUAUUGCACUCUCAUCAGAAUUGUAAUGUAUUAAUUUCCAGUCAAUUUUAUGUUAUAAUUCAGUUCACUUUCGGAUCGCGUCAUAGCAACACCUAUCAUUUAUCAUCCAUUAGUUAAGAAGUGGACUCAAUAUACGUAUCAAGUGAAUAAUCUAUAGUUUCAUUCAAUAUCAGUCAUUAUCUAUCAAUCAUUAUCUAUCAAUCAGUAAAAGACGUACGGAAUACAC
Messenger RNA from Trichoplusia ni (cabbage looper), 11998 nucleotides. Its product is annotated as facilitated trehalose transporter Tret1-2 homolog. Gene Ontology annotation, cellular component: membrane. NCBI's taxonomy places the organism in Eukaryota, Metazoa, Arthropoda, Insecta, Lepidoptera, Noctuidae. Gene Ontology annotation, biological process: transmembrane transport; DNA integration. Gene Ontology annotation, molecular function: nucleic acid binding; transmembrane transporter activity. The coding region runs from base 4033 to 11664 and encodes 2543 amino acids. The record is from RefSeq and is a predicted model, not a curated record. The transcript has 3 exons.